Teleopsis dalmanni is the source of this 6231-nucleotide messenger RNA. RefSeq names its product protein winged eye (gene wge). Lineage: Eukaryota; Metazoa; Arthropoda; Insecta; Diptera; Diopsidae. The transcript has 10 exons. The coding region runs from base 876 to 6170 and encodes 1764 amino acids. Gene Ontology annotation, molecular function: chromatin binding. The record is from RefSeq and is a predicted model, not a curated record.
AGGAUAAUUAAAACAGUUUUUAACGAAAAUUUCAAUAACAAUACAAGAUUGUAAUUAGUUAAUAGGUGGCACUCUAAUCUUAAAAGUAAUUUUAAGGCAAUGUGAAGUUUUUAAGGGUAGUUCCUUAUUAAAAUGGCAGUUAAACUGUUUUUACUGUGCCAAAACUGAGGUAAAGGAAAGAUUGUUUACGCAUGUUAUCGAAGAGUCUUAAAACAACAUAAAUAGAAACGUGAACGAUGCGAGGUGUUAAAUUUCCUAUAACAUAUUUUUACAAAUAGUUGCCACUCGCCUCAGUGUAAAUCAAAAUCAGCUGAUAACCUUUAAACUGCUUGAAUGUUUCUCAGCGCUGCAUUUAUUGUUGUUAAGUUUAGGUUGGAUUCUGCUUUAUCUGGAAACACUUAACCAAAGCAAAAGUGAAAACUUGAUUUAGUCUUAUUUUAUUUUUGUGUUAACAGCAAGUUGGUUCAUCAAAGAAAAUAUAUUAAAGUGUGAAAGGACAAAAAAAGCGCAGCGAUAGAAGUAUACUACAGAAUUACAUUUUUGAUAUGUUAAAUUGUGGCUCUUAAUAUGUAGAUUCAAGAUUUAAUGAAAACUAAAUUUUAAAUAUUUAAAAGACAUUUAUUCUCCUGUGGCGGUAUUAUGUCACUUUUAUUUAAUAAAAAAAUAAAUGUAAUGAGACGCGUGUAUUAAAAAAAACAAGUGAAAAUGCUUUUAAUAAUAUAUUUGAUGUUUUUCACAAUUAUGGGUACAAAUGAUUUGCGUCGCAAUUUUAUUGUCGGCGGCCUUCAAAAUUUUGGCGACAAGAAUUAGAUAUGUUGAUUUCACAUAAACAUAAAUCCCAAAAACAUUAUAUAUAACUAGUUCGUGUCAGUGUAAUGGCCACUUUUAAUGCAUCCAGUGCGGAUACACUAACUUCAUCCGUUCCUGUUGAUAACUUUGAGCGAUCCAAUCCAUCGUCAACUUUUAUUUUACCUUCCCCAACAACGUCAUUACAAUUAGAUCCUUUUGCAACAGCUUCACCGCAUUUAGUUGCUUCAAUGCCCUUAGGCAAUUCCCAUUCCACUCAUCAUCAUCAAAGAACAAAUUCUACAUCCAGUUAUACUUUUGUUCAUAUAAAAAGGGAGCCUUGUCAAGUUUCUGAAGUUACUACUUCAAAUAAUUGUCAUCAGCAGCAACAAACAUCAACAUCUUCUGUAAGAACAGCAACUAAUAUUGGUAGUAGUGCUACAUCAUCAAUAACGGCUUCAAGUUCCAAAACAAUGUCGUCAACUUUAACAACGUUAGUAAAAAUUGAAGCAUCUUCUCCAAAAGUUAUUGAUGUAGGUAAAGGACCAGUAGCAACAUUAACUACAACGCCAUGCGGUCUGGGAUCAAGUAACCCAGUUCCCAUUGGUAUUGCAGUGGCUCGCAAACGUCCGCAAGAAUCUUCGACAUUAAGUAAUUCAUCAACAAUUUCUAUGCAACAAUCGAUAAAUAAAGACAUAAACUGUUUUGGAAUUCGUGUCGCCGAUUUCGGUGGAGUAACUUCAAGUUGCAAUAACUUAUACUUUACAGGAAGUGGCGAUUUAAUGUCAGGAUCAUCUCCAGAAGAACUCGGAAUGAAUUCAGGAGGAGUUCAAAAUAUUAAUCGUGCACAAUCAAUUAAUCAAUCUUUUUGGCAAUAUCCAAGUGCCCUUCCACUUGAAUCAGUUAUUUCUAUGUCACCAGCAACUGUUGGGUUACAGUAUUCACGUGAUACAAGCCGAGGACAAGUUGUACUUGUGCCCGCAACCGCUGCUACUUUAGGUAUAUCGAAUUUUCCACUCUAUACACCCACAGAUCCAUUUCAACAAGCAGCGGCGGCCUUAGUUUGGCCAUCAUGGGCCCACAAUAACACAUCUGCAGCUACAGCUAUCACAUCUCCUCAAAAUUUUAUAUUUCCAUCAACAGCUACAACUUUACAAGGACAGCCCUAUGCUGCAUCAUUGCAAUUAUUUGGAUCUAAUUAUUUAACAGCUGCAGCUGCCGCAGCAGCUACAUUGUGUCAGCAUAAUCCACAAACAAAUAAUAGCAGUAUGAGUUCAAAUAAUUUAAGUAUUGGUUCGUCAGCUUUCUCUGUAACGGGAUCAGCUGGUACAAGUAACAGCAACAGUAUCAAUAAUCGUAUUUUAGGUAUGUCUUCUGCUAUAUCGGCACUACCACCAAUUGAUUCCCAAAAGCAACAAAAGCAACAUAUGCCUGUACCAAUUCCAAUAACACCUCAAUCAUCUCUGAUUGUUCCACCAAAUAUGAAAAUUGAAGAUUUUCAUGGCGUUUCUGAGUUUAUGACUACCGCUACAAAAACAACUUCAACAUUCUCGUCAUCUACGCCACUGCACCACUUAGUUGAACAACCACAUGCAGGCAUAGAUAUUGAACGAGAAAACAAAAGUGCUUCUAUAUCGAAUUCAACCACUUUAAUAAACUUACAAAAUAGUAACUCUCAAGCUCUAAACUUGGUACGUUUACCUACUCCUCCAACAUCAGAAACAACGGAAACGGUGGGAAUCCCAGCAACACAAUCUCAACUUCUUUACCAGCCUGAACCAACAUCAUCUUUGUUAAAUUUAUCCAUAACAUCAAAUGGAUCAUCAACUUCAUUAAACGAAACAAAUAUCACUUCGAAAAGUCAUUUAGAUGAGAACAAUGAGACCCUACAACAACAUGUAGUUAAUAUUACAAAAGUAAAUCAAACAAGCAAACAACCGAUAACAAGCCUAACACCACAAACGCAAGAUGUGAACAUACAAACUGAUACACCAAUAUGUAGUGAGGAUGAAAAUUCUUCAUGUCCGCAUAUGACUGUACAAAUAACAAAUUCUAUUUCAACGAUACCAGCGUCUGAUUCCUAUAAUUCUCUUCCGAGCGUGUCUCAUGAACAAGAUAUAUGUGAACAGCAGCCAUUGGAGUUAACAAAAUCAAAUGCUGAAUAUAUUAAUAUUUCUAAUAAUCAAGUGGAAACAGCAGUAAGAACUAAGUGCCAUAGUAGCGAAGCAGACAAAUAUAGAAUCGAACAUAGUUCUUAUGAACAAUCUUUUCAAACGGAUUUAAAUCAUUCAGAGAAAACUUCUAUAUGCGAAGACAUACAAGCAGUUCCCCAAAAUACAAUAGAAUGUGAAACUUCUCAUGUAGAUCGGAACUCAACAGAAGAUCUAACCGGACUCGAACUUUUGUCAAAUAUAAGUACAAGUUCAUUGGCUAAAAGCAAUAGCAAUGUUCGUGUCAAGCAAGAACCAAUUGAACAUUCAGACUAUAAUUUUAAAAAGCAAUUAUUAAUUAAAAAUACCGCAGUAACACAACAAGUCAAUGAGUUUGACAUCCCAUGUACUAUAAACCAAACAAUAAACUUGCACAAAAGUCAACUUCAAUCCUCGACAGUUGAACCAUUAGGUGGUUUAAAUCUUCUUUGUUCACUUGCAGAGCAACGAUUACAAGAAGAGGUACAAAAUAGUAAUAGUGAACUAUUUUUGUCACAAAGUAAUAAGACGUUUAAAAGCAAUGAGAAUAAAAAUACUGAUGAUUUGUCUACAUUUUCGUUAGCUAAAGAAACGUUAUCGUCAAGUUUAGAUCAUGCUUUUCCUUCAUUAGAAGAUAUAGAAUUACCUUUAACGUGUAGCAAUUUGGUUAGCAGCGUUACUGAGUCAUCUAAACGUAGAAAGCAUAAACAUUCCAAAUCAUUGAAAUUAAAUCAAAACAAUUUAAUGAUAGGUAAAAAAUCAACGCGAUGUACUAAGAAAAGUAAAAAGAAAUACUCAAAAGAAAAACGAAGAUAUAAUAAGGAGUUGUCAAAUGAUUUGGACUUUAAUGAUGAACAGUUGCAAGAGGAACUAAAAAGUGCAUUCAGUUCUGUGAAUCCAAAAUGUAAAGGUUAUAAAUGGCCAAAUCCGAAGGAAAUUUUCAACAUUAUGGAAUCGAAUAUGCGGAUGCGAUUGGCUGACAUAACGCGGCAAUAUCGUAAAAAAAAACGUAAACUAGAAGAAAUUACUAAAAAUAGAAAAAAGAAAAAAUGUUCAAAAUUGAUUGCAAAUCAGUUUCAACAACAGCAGGUUCAAGCGUCUGCACUUUUACUUGGAAAUCAAAAUGGCUUGCCAAUAAAUUCAAAUAAUGCAAAUGGUAACUUACUCACAUCAGUAUUGCCUCUUUCUGAUUAUAAGUUUGGAAAAUUUUCCACUUCAAGUGGUUUAAGUAAUAGUUCUACUUUAUUGAAUCCGUCAUUUUUGCGUUUUACUGAGAAAUCAAAUCAAACAGUUGCACAAUUUCCACCACCUGAUGUUGAUUUUAAUGACGAAACUGGUGAAAAAGUUUCUAUAGUUUCACCAUGUACAUAUAAACCAGUGCGAUUAGAACCGAGUGCGUUAUCUACAGCUCUUGACAAUAGAAAUUUGUGUUUGGGGCUGGUUAAAAAGCACUCUUUAUCAGGAUCUAAAACAAACCUUAUAACAGUUCCCGCAUACAAAGAACGUAAACUAAUGAAAAUGACAUCAUCCGUUUGUUCUGCACACCUAAAUAAAUCCGAAGAAUCUAGAAUUAUAAACGUGCAGACUGUGGGAGAUUUUACACGAAAAACUCAUCAAAAGGAUAAAGAACUUAUAUUAACUAAUGAACACUUAUAUCAGAAAGAAACACGAGUGUUAACUGAUAUGGGCGGCCUUUUUUAUGCUGGAAUUAUGAAACCAUUACAGCCACCAGAUGUUUAUGCAAUUACAUUAGAUGGAGAGCGUGGUAAUAAGUCACAUAUAAUGUCACGUGAAGAAAUAUUUAAGGAUACUAUUUUGGAAGUAACACCAAAAAAUAUGGAAAGUGUGCCUAUUGGUACACGUUUAUGUGCAUAUUGGAGUCAACAAUAUCGUUGUUUAUACCCAGGUCGUGCUAUUGAACCUGAGUCUUCUGACGAUAAUGAAACAAUGAAAGACUUUGUAAGUGUUGAAUUCGAUGAUGGAGAUAGCGGCAGGAUCCGCUUGCAAAAUAUUCGAUUCUUAUUAAGCGAUUAUCCAAUUGUUGAGUACAACGAUAAUCCCCUAUACUCUCUAGGUAAACAGAAAAAAACCAAUAUGAAAUCUGCUUCAAUAGAAGUACAACAGCGAGAAGAAUUUUCCUUGAUGGCAGAAAAAAAUUCUAGAUCAACUCCUCCAACUCGUACAGUGCAUCAACCGACCUUUGACAAGAUUUCAAAGCGUGUGGAGAAAAAACAUAAUAAAAACACAACAGAAGUUGCAAUAUCGAAUAAUAUUCUUCCAACAAACAUCAACAAUCCUGCUGAUGGCAGUGAAUCUAAACGUAAACAUCAUAAACGUAAAAAACGCAAGAAACAUAAAAAACAUCAUCGUAAAGGAUUGCCCAUUGUUGAAAACGAUAAAGUAGAAGUCAAUGAUGCAAAUUACGAAAUUGAAGCGGUUGAGAUAUGUACAGAGGAAAUUGGAUUUGAUAGCUUAAAUGAAACGUGUAACACAAAAAAACCUACCGAUGAGACAGGAGUUUUGCUAACUAGUGGUGCAAUUAAAGUUAAAAACGUUAAUUUGGAUUUAGACGAGGAAUCUGCAUCUAACUUGAUGUCAGAAAUUUCUGAUGAGGUUAAGGGUGAGGAUGAAGUAGAGCAUAAUAAUUCGAAAGGGAGUAAAAUUGCUGCUUUUUUACCUGAACGUCAACUUUGGGGUUGGAUGGGUAAGGCAUAUCGAAAAGCUGGUGUUAAAGGGAGAGCUAGAAAACAGUUUUAUAAAGCUAUUAAACGAGGAAAGGAAACAAUUACUGUUGGGGAUUGUGCAGUAUUUUUGUCGACUGGAAGACCGGAUAGGCCAUAUAUAGGACGGAUUGAAUCAAUGUGGGAAACUACAUCUAGUAAUAAGAUUGUGCGAGUGCGUUGGUUUUAUCAUCCUGAAGAAACUAUAGGAUGUCCUAAUUUAACUUUUCCGGGUGCUUUAUUUGAAUCACCACAUGAAGAUGAAAACGAUGUGCAAACUAUUUCACAUCAUUGUGAAGUUCUUCCAUUUCAGCGUUAUUUCUUAAAAUUUGGCGCUGAUUCAAAGCAAUAUCAAUCAAUAUAUGAUAACAAUGAUACAUAUUACUUAGCAGGUUAUUAUAACCCAAGGUUACAAGUCCUGAAACUACAAGACGAUAUUCCAACUCUAGAAGAGCAAACUACUACAGAAGUAUAAAAAUUUGAAAAUAAAUAUAUAAAUAAUGUAUGCAUACAUACAUUCAUUAAAAUUUUAUAUA